Molecule: messenger RNA, 1281 nt
Organism: Monoraphidium neglectum
Lineage: Eukaryota; Viridiplantae; Chlorophyta; Chlorophyceae; Sphaeropleales; Selenastraceae
Product: glyoxal or galactose oxidase
Exons: 12
Coding region: 1-1281 (426 amino acids)
Source: RefSeq, a predicted model, not a curated record
AUGAACCGCAUUGUGAUGUACGACCACACGCUCAGGCGCACCUCUAUCAAGGCCAACCUGACAGCGCAGCGGUGGUACCCCACGGCCCUCGCCCUGCCCAAUGGCGACGUAUGGGUGCCUGGCGGCACCUGGGCGCAGAAGCCCAACGGCACCUGGCCCAAGGCGGCCGGCGCCGAUGUGUACCGUCCUUACGACAAUCGGGUGACGCAGGUGCCCCUUAACAAGAAGCUGUGGGAAGCCGCGAUCGGGAACUGGUACAUGGGGUCACUCGUGCUGCCCAGCGGCAAGGUGGCGACAAUGAAUAUGAACAUGAUGCAGGUGGUGGACCCCUACACGGGGGCGGCGCUGGCCGAGGCCCCGGGGCUGCCAGAUCCGGUCGAAAACAUGGUCUGGGAGUUCCCAAGGAUGGGGCCCCAGGUGAUGCUGCGCGCUGACGUCAUCACGCCCGGCAAGCCGAUGCGCUACGAGUUCAUGGCGUUUGGCGGGAGCUUCAUAGACGCCGCCCUGCGCAAAGACAUCGCCAAGUGCGGCCCGGUGACGUGCGACCGAGAGAAGGGGGAGCAGCGCACCUGCUCGGAGUACAGCGUGCGCAUAGGCCUGGUCCUGCACCCCAACGGAAGGCACGUCUUUGACCGCCAAUGGGUGGUCGAGAAGAUGCCGGGCCCGCGCUGCAUUUUUGACGGCGUGGUGCUGCCAAACGGUCACGUCGUCCUCAUCGGCGGCCAGCAGCGCGGCAUCGGGGACUUGACCAACGCGACGCACUACAACGGCGGCAACCAGCCCUGGAACAAACCCUGGAUCUACAACCCAUAUGCCAAGGCGGGGCAGCGCUACAGCAUCCCCGGGGCCACCACCAAGAUCGCGCGGCUCUACCAUUCAGUGGCGCAGCUGACCAGCCAGGGGGACCUUCUUGCGACUGGCACCUCCAAUGCGAAGUUCUGGGAGAGCAGCGACUCGAAGGACUUCUCCAGGACACCCCUGGGGGUGAACGAGUACCGCCAGGAGCUCUUCCUGCCCCCAUACCUGUUCCGCGCCAACCGCCCCGCGCGUGCCGCACCCGAGGCGCCAUCCUGGGUGCCCUACGGCGGCACCUUCCAGAUGGGCUACCGCUUCCCCGAUGCACCAGAGCAGACGUCGGACUCGGAGAGGCGUCGGCGCAAGGACGCUGCAUGCAAGUCCUGUGGUAGCAUCAUGAAUCCUCAGAGCGCCGGCUGCGUGCAGGCGCAGGCAGCAUCCGCCCUCUGUCUCAACGGCUCGCCACAGCCCACACUCUUCGUGUGA